This is a messenger RNA of Anopheles coluzzii, 2232 nucleotides long. RefSeq lists its product as uncharacterized. The record is from RefSeq and is a predicted model, not a curated record. The coding region runs from base 913 to 1761 and encodes 282 amino acids. NCBI's taxonomy places the organism in Eukaryota, Metazoa, Arthropoda, Insecta, Diptera, Culicidae. The transcript has 5 exons.
CAAUUCAGCAGUAAUGGAAACAAAUAUUUUUGAGAAGUACAAUUGCUUGAACGUAUCAAAAGCAUUCUGUAGGCUGAUCUGUGUGUUCAACGUAAUCAAAUGAAUUGAUUCAAGCGUAAUUAAAAAGCAUGUAAACAAGGCAUUUUCAUCAUCCUCUGAUUACUCCAUCUGUUCUUGAGUUGGAGUUAAAGCUUUCUUCCUAAACGGAACCAUCAGCGCGUACGAUUUGAAAGUGAUUUAAUGAGAUUCAAACCGUUGCCGGAUUAUCUUAAAUAAAUUAUUUAUUUCCGGACUAGAAAGUAACUCUAAUCGAAUUCCUUUUAAAACAUUCAAACAAUUCAAUAGACAUCCGCACCGGCACAUUUGCAUUACCUUAAGGAAUUGCUUGUGCGCUUCCUAGCAACGCCGAAGCGAAGAGUGUGAGUGUCGAGCACGAAAGCUCUAUAGGGGCUCUCGGCAGGAACUCAUGAGCGCUUCCCUUCACUGGCUAUUUAGUACAGCAUCCUAUCAACCGAACGUGUCAGUUAUCCUUCAGCAGUGCUUGCUUACUCAUCUCCAGUAAACACGGCCCACUUCCUGCGGGCGGAGCAGAUUGACUCGUGUGCGUGGCGAUGUUUAUUGAGCCGGUACGCAGAUACACCGGCCGUCCGUCGGUGCUUUGUGAUGUGAUUUAUGCUAAACGUUGCAAGUAGCCCACUUAAACCGCUUGGAACACCAUUAAAGAGAAAGAGACAUCCUUUAAAAAAUGGACACUUCAAAGUGAGACUGCGAGGGUGUAGUGCGGAAGGAAUUGCGGAAAAGUAAAAGGACUGUUCGGCUGGCCGUGCAAGAUAAAAGACCGAGUGUUCCGUUGUGUAUACACACACGCAAAAAAGUAUUCAUGUGCAAAUAGUGUAGCGCGUGUGAGUGAGGAUGUUUUUUUUUCGUUCAACCAUGAACACGAGCACGUGGUACGGUUUAAGAAUGAUGGGCUUUAAAAUUUGGAUAUUCGGUGUAUUUAUGCUGACGGUGAUGUGUCGGUGUGCGACUGCUCAAACGCUGUCAGCCCCACUGCCCGAGCCGGUCUGUGGCCAGAUCUCGCAAAUGCUGGACAGCUGCUUCCGCAACUCCUCCCCAACGAUUGCCGUCGAGCUGCUGUACUCCGUCAAGAUACCGGACACGGUAGAAGAAAUUAGCGACCGGUGUCUACUGUUCAACCGGGGCAUGGAAUGCGUUCAGCACUAUCUGAACGUGUGCGUCGACCAGCAGGAGCGCAAAAUCAUCGAAAAUGAGGUGUACGGAGCGAAACGAUUGUACGAGUUCCUGUGCGGGGAUCGCUCGUUUCAGCAGGAGUUUCUGCGGCAUCGAGAAUGCUUUCAGCACGUCCAUCGCGACUGGGACGCGUGUUCUGGCAAGUUUAUCAGCAUUCUCAAAGAGGAAAUGUCCAAAACGACCAAACAAUCGAUGAAUCUCCAGUACAUGCACUUUUGCUGCGCCCGGUACGGGUAUGAAAAGUGUGUCUACAACAGUGCCCGCUACAAGUGCCGGAAUGAUUCGGCCCUUUUCCUGCGUACCGUCGCGAAGCUGCUGUCCACCGACAGACACUUCCUGAACUGUGAUAAGAUCGAGCACGCGGUUUGCUCGGCUGGGACGGUGCGGUUGGCGUGCUGGAAGCUCACCGCACUGGUGCUGGUAGUGGUGUGGAUGAUUUCCGUGUCCGUUUUUGACUGGCGAUCCUUCGGCCCAGUUGCCACCCGUUGCUACCAGUUGGGUAUAGUUUAGGUGCGUGUUAGCAUCGGUUAGCAUGGCGGCCGCUGGCCCAUAUAGAUUGUAAGUGAUGCUCGUAGGUAUAACAAUUGGUGGUUUCAGUUACUGGCUAGGCUUGCGGACACAUUGUGCACCGUACAACGUUGUAUAAACAUAUAUAGAGAGCGAUUCAAAUCCACUUGUCCAUUCUUGUCACAAAUCGUAGGUUAUUUAAAUCAUGUUGAACAGCUACUCGUUGUAUAGGGGUUUUAUAAAUGCACAACACUGGGCAGGAAAGUGGACGUCCCCAUCGAUCGGACAUGUACAUCGUUUGAGCGAGUGUGUUUUAAAUUGGACAUAAACUGUGUAGUUUGUAAGCGUGCGCGCGUGUAGGGAAACAGGCAUGUUGUGAUACAAAUUGCAUUCUGUUCGUUGCACUCUUGAAAACGAAUACGAGAUUCGUUUGCAAAUUUGAAAUAAAUAUAUGUCAUUAAAUGGACGACCGAA